Molecule: messenger RNA, 852 nt
Organism: Abrus precatorius (Indian licorice)
Lineage: Eukaryota; Viridiplantae; Streptophyta; Magnoliopsida; Fabales; Fabaceae
Product: heavy metal-associated isoprenylated plant protein 3
Exons: 3
Coding region: 27-797 (256 amino acids)
Molecular function (GO): metal ion binding
Source: RefSeq, a predicted model, not a curated record
CCACCACAGUGGUGUUGAAGGUGGACAUGCAUUGCGACGGAUGCGCUUCCAAAAUCGUCCGUUGCAUUCGCGGUUUCGAAGGCGUGGAGAGUUUGAAGGCGGAGAGCGAGACCGGCAUGUUGACCAUCACCGGAAAACUCGACCCUUCCAAACUCAGGGACAAGCUCACCAGCAAGAUGAAGAAGAAGGUUAACCUUAUCUCUCCCGUUCCAAACAACAAGGAAAAAGAUAACAAAUCCAAAAACAACAGUAAACCCAAAGACCCUCCUGUGACGACGACGGUUCUCAAGGUGUCGUUGCAUUGCCAGGGUUGCAUUGAGAGGAUUCGCAAGACUGUGUUGAAGACCAAAGGUGUGCGUGACAUGGCUAUAGAUAAAGAGAAGGAGACGGUGACGGUGAAAGGCACGAUGGACGUGAAAGCUUUGGUGGCGAAUUUGACUGAGAGGCUUAGGAGGAAGGUUGAGGUGGUCCCUCCCAAGAAGGAGAAGGAGAAGGAGAAGGAGAAGGAGAGUGUGAAAGAGAGUGCUGCCCCUGACAAAGGAGGGAAUGCUGGUGCAAAGAAGAAGAAGAAGGGUGGUGGAGAUAAUGACAAGGACGAAGAGGGCGGUGGUGAUGGCCAGGGGAAAAUGGAACAGAGUAAGGUGGAGGGUUCGGCACCUGCAUAUGGAUAUGGUUUUGGUUAUGGUUAUGGGUAUGGGGGCGGUGAUGUCUAUAAUUAUGGGCCAGUCUACAUGGGGCAAUUGCAUGCACCGCAGAUGUUUAGUGAUGAAAAUCCCAAUGCUUGUUCCCUUAUGUGAGCUUUGGCCAUUUCAUGGUUUGAUGACUGUCGGCAAUGGGGAAUUUGAUUUUCCU